Messenger RNA from Leptopilina boulardi, 755 nucleotides. It is a transcript of the gene RpL17, whose product is annotated as 60S ribosomal protein L17. The transcript is spliced from 5 exons. The coding region runs from base 154 to 711 and encodes 185 amino acids. Gene Ontology annotation, molecular function: structural constituent of ribosome. Gene Ontology annotation, biological process: cytoplasmic translation. The record is from RefSeq and is a predicted model, not a curated record. Gene Ontology annotation, cellular component: cytosolic large ribosomal subunit; ribosome. NCBI's taxonomy places the organism in Eukaryota, Metazoa, Arthropoda, Insecta, Hymenoptera, Figitidae.
AAUAUAAAUUAAAACUUAUUUAUAUCGUUAUUUUUAAAAAAGUAUUGUAUUUGAAAUCAUUUAAAUUUCGCGGUUGGUCACACUGUGUCUUGAAGGCGGUUAGUUCUUCCGGUUCUCUCUUUUCCACGUAAACUCGCUCUUGAGAAGAUCACAAUGGGGAGGUACUCUCAUGAACCUGCCAACCCGGUAAAAUCCUGCAAAGCUCGAGGAUCGAAUCUUCGUGUUCAUUUUAAGAACACUCAUGAAACGGCCCGUGCUAUUAAGAGCAUGUCAUUGCGUAGAGCACAAAAAUAUCUGAAAAAUGUUGUUGAACACAAAGAAUGUGUUCCUUUCCGACGAUUCAAUGGUGGAGUCGGUAGAUGUGCUCAAGCAAAACAAUUUGGCACUACACAAGGUAGAUGGCCAAAGAAAUCAGCAGAAUUUUUGCUGCAGUUGUUGAAAAAUGCAGAAAGCAAUGCAGAUCUUAGAGGUUUGGAGGUUGAUAGAUUGGUGAUUGAACACAUUCAAGUGAAUCAUGCACCUUGUCUACGAAGAAGAACUUACAGAGCUCACGGACGUAUUAAUCCCUAUAUGAGUUCUCCCUGCCACAUUGAAGUGAUUCUUACUGAAAAGGAAGAUGUCGUAGCCAAGGCAACCGAAGAAGAACCAUCAAAGAAGAAGUUGAGCAAGAAGAAGUUGGCUAGACAGAAGGAAAAGAUGAUGAGAGAAUAAUCAUGUUUUUCAAGAGAAAAAAUAAAAAAUAUUGUAAAAUAAGA